UAGUUCUCGGGAAGUCGGACGGAUCGGUCGCAAAGUUUGCAAGUCUCGGAGGCUUCUUCUAUAAGGACAGUCCAAAGGUGGUGUUUCAAUAGGAUAUUGGUGAAGUUUCCCACUUUGAAGAUUAGCGAAGAGGUUUCCACUGUGAAAUUCACUUCCCAAGGAUUCAACUGCCGUGCGGAUAGCUUUACCGGGAGGAUACACUCCGAGGUGCCCUCAAAUAUAGUUCGAAAGCACAGAGAAAAAAAAAAGCGCACCACCGAAUUGCACCAAAUAUGGACAGCCGGGAGUUUCGCCGUCGCGGCACGGAAAUGGUCGAGUACAUCUGCAACUAUCUGGAAACGCUGGAACAGCGCCGGGUUACGCCCAGCGUUGAACCGGGCUAUCUGCGGCACCUGCUGCCGGGUGAAGCCCCGGAGGAUCCGGAACCGUGGGAAAAGAUCAUGGAGGAUGUGGAGAGCAAAAUCAUGCCCGGAGUGACACACUGGCAGCAUCCGCGGUUUCAUGCGUACUUUCCGUCGGGCAACUCGUUUCCGUCCAUCCUCGGCGACAUGCUGAGCGACGGAAUCGGAUGCAUCGGGUUCUCGUGGGCUGCCAGUCCGGCGUGCACCGAGCUGGAGACGAUCGUGCUGGAUUGGUUGGGCAAAGCAAUCGGUCUGCCGGAUCACUUCCUAGCGCUGAAACCGGGCAGCAAGGGCGGUGGUGUUAUUCAGACAUCUGCCUCGGAAUGUGUUCUGGUAACGAUGUUGGCCGCCCGAGCGCAAGCCAUCAAGUGUCUCAAGCAGCAGCACCCCUUCGUCGAGGAAGGCCAUCUGCUGUCCAAGUUGAUGGCCUACUGCUCGAAGGAGGCACAUAGCUGCGUCGAGAAGGCUGCUAUGAUUUGCUUUGUGAAAUUAAGGAUUCUGGAACCGGACGAAAAGUGUUCCCUACGGGCUGAUACUUUGGUCAAGGCCAUGGAGGAAGACGAACAACAAGGGCUGAUUCCGUUCUACGUGUCGACUACGCUGGGUACGACGGGUUCCUGUGCUUUCGACGACAUCAACGAGAUCGGAGAAGCUCUGCAGCGCUUCCCGAGCGUUUGGCUGCAUGUGGAUGCAGCCUACGCUGGGAAUGCGUUCAUUUGCCCGGAACUGAAAUAUCUACUGAAGGGAAUCGACUAUGCCGACUCGUUCAACACCAAUCCGAACAAGUGGCUGUUGGUGAAUUUCGACUGUUCAACGCUGUGGGUUCGCGAUAGGAUUCGGUUGACGUCGGCUCUGGUGGUCGACCCUCUUUAUCUGAAGCAUGGCUACUCGGAUUCGGCGAUCGAUUACCGUCACUGGGGUGUACCGUUGAGUCGUCGCUUUCGAUCGCUGAAGUUGUGGUUCGUUCUGCGAAGCUAUGGCAUCACCGGACUGCAGAACUAUAUUCGCCACCAUAUUGAGCUGGCUAAGCGGUUCGAAAGGCUAGUGCAGAAGGACGAUCGCUUCGAGGUGUGCAACGAAGUCAAGGUUGGGUUGGUGUGCUUCCGACUGAAGGGCUCCGAUCGGAUCAACGAGAAGCUACUGAGCUGCAUCAAUGCCUCCGGGAAGAUUCACAUGGUUCCGGCGUCGGUGAACGAGCGAUACGUCAUUCGAUUCUGCGCCACAGCUCAGAACGCCAUCGUGGAGGAUAUCGAUUACGCCUGGGACGUCAUAACCGAUUUUGCAGCGGAGAUCCUUGAAAAGGAACAAGCCGACGAGGUAACGGAGAUCGUCGAUCGCCGCAAGACGCACACCUUGGCCCAGAAGCGAUCGUUCUUCGUCCGCAUGGUCAGCGAUCCGAAGAUCUACAAUCCAGCUAUCAACAAGGCGCAAACGCCCCGGAUUUCUUCGGAGGUGGCGUCCCCGUCCACUGACGGAACGGUCGUCACCGUGCAGUCCCCAAAGACUCCCGGUUCGGCUUCCUGGAUCAGUUGGCCAUUGGCAUUCCUGUUUGCCAAUUCCGAAGACGGACCCAAGAAUGAUAUGCCGCUGAGAUUCCGUCAUCUGGACACCAUGGUUCGGUUGACUGCAUCCCGUCGUAACUCGGCCACCGGUGGUGGAUCAUCUCCAUCACCUGAGGGUGAAAAUGGGAUCACCCUGGCAAAGUCUCCGAAACGAUCACCGAUCAUGGUGCGAAGACGUGGCACAUCGCCCAGUCCUCAGCCCAAUGCCGCCAAGUAAUUCUCGCGCCCCAAAGAGGGACCAGAGCUAACUCAACCGUAGUCAAAUGUGAAUGAUCUCCCGCCCUUCCCCGACGCUGCUAUGGAAUCCCAACCCAAUUAUUAGUCCGAUCAGAAUCUAAUUAUAAACUGCAAAAAUAGAAAUUGAGGAACUCGAGGAGGCACUAUUAUUAAGGGGCGUGAUGGCGUCCUAAAUUUAGCACAUUGUUGGAAGUAUAUUACAAUAUUUAUGCCUAACAACACCUUCAGUCUCUCUACCCGUUCGCUGAAAAUGUACACAAACACACAAAACAGUAAAUAAACAAAUGUCGUAGAUUGAAAUCGUUUAGCAUCUUUAGAAGAGCUGCAAAAAGGGAAAUGGACUCUUUUCAUGUACUUCACAUCCAUGUCCAACCAACUGUUUAUAUAAUUCGUCGGAAUAAUCGAGUGCCGAAUGCUAUGCGAGGAAUGUUUCUCUUUCGAUAGCUUGA
Molecule: messenger RNA, 2649 nt
Organism: Ochlerotatus camptorhynchus
Lineage: Eukaryota; Metazoa; Arthropoda; Insecta; Diptera; Culicidae
Gene: Tdc2
Product: Tyrosine decarboxylase 2
Exons: 9
Coding region: 273-2180 (635 amino acids)
Biological process (GO): amino acid metabolic process
Cellular component (GO): cytoplasm
Molecular function (GO): pyridoxal phosphate binding; carboxy-lyase activity
Source: RefSeq, a predicted model, not a curated record